This is a messenger RNA of Diprion similis, 1754 nucleotides long. RefSeq names its product organic cation transporter protein-like. The record is from RefSeq and is a predicted model, not a curated record. The transcript has 9 exons. Gene Ontology annotation, molecular function: transmembrane transporter activity. Gene Ontology annotation, biological process: transmembrane transport. Gene Ontology annotation, cellular component: membrane. Bases 153 to 1721 code for a protein of 522 amino acids. NCBI's taxonomy places the organism in Eukaryota, Metazoa, Arthropoda, Insecta, Hymenoptera, Diprionidae.
GGCCUCAGUCAGUUGCAGAAGUGUGGCGGGGACACAGCGCGUGGUUUUAGUAUAGCUGAACGCGUGGAGAGUAUUAAAUUUUUUUUACUUCCUCGUACAAAUCAUAGCUAAGUGAAAAAUUAACCAGAUAAGGAUAAUUGUUAAACCAUCAAAUGGCUGAGAAAAUAAAGAGAAAAGAUGCUUCGACCGACACGGUGCAGGAGGCCAUGGGGCACUACGGACCGUGGCACAUCAUUAUAGCUGUUUCGCUGUCCCUCGUUACAUUCCCAGUCGCCUGGCAUCAGCUCACCAUCGUUUUUUUAGCACCUCCGCCAAUUUUCAACUGCAUAUCACCAGAGAGCCUCGAUAAUACGACAAUGCGUUGCGAAGUUACCGUUGCCAAUAACGUAACGGAGAAAUGUACUGCGUUCAAAUACGACAAAUCCAUAUUCGAGGAAACUAUCAUAACGCAGUGGGAUUUGGUUUGCGAUAGACAACCAUUGGCGAACGUUGUUCAGACGGUCACCAUGUUUGCGGUGCUGAUUGGAAACAUGGCAUUCGGGAUGCUAGCUGACAGGAUAGGCAGGAAAAUUCCGCUGGUGAUCGCGGUGCUGCUUCUGUCUCUGACAGGAUUGGCCAGCGCUUUUGCUCCCUAUUACGAACUGUUUUUGGUGUUGAAAUUUCUCGCUGCACUGGCGACCGGUGGUUCGAUGCUGAUAAGCUUUGUAAUAAUCAUGGAAAUCGUCGGCGUCGAGUGGAGGCCGAUGUGGUCGGUUUUGUUCCACCUUCCGUUUAUCACUGGAAACUUGAUAAACGUCCUGAUAUCGUACGCCACUCGGACCUGGUAUGGUUUUCAAAUCGCAAUAUCGGUACCCCCUAUAUUGCUGCUGUCCUAUUACUGGGUUAUUCCCGAGUCUCCUAGAUGGUUGUUGGCGGUCGGUAGGGUCGACGAGGCUCAGAUAAUACUCACGAAAGCAGCGAAAAGGAACAAAAUACCUUUCGAAAAUGUUAAAAUCGCUAUCGAGUCGUACAGCGAGUCGAAUUCGAGGGAUGCCCAGGCUGUCACGGAGAAGUACAGCAUCCUUCAUCUAUUCAAAACGCCCAAUCUUCGAGUUAAAACACUUUGCGUAUGCGCCAAUUGGCUUUCCUGCGGUAUCUGCUUCUUUGGACUUACUCAAUACGUCGGCACACUCAGCGGCGAUAUAUUUGUCAACGUUGCCGCUGCUGCCUCGAUGCAGCUGCCGGGAACGGUUUUGGUCCUGUUUCUCAUCUCGAGGGUUUCUCGCCUGAAGGUGAUGAUAGGUGGUAACCUUUUGUCAGGCCUCAGUCUGCUCCUUCUCGUUUUCAUAUCAAACUCAACGGCUCGGGUUACUCUAGCGACGAUUGGACUCGUCGGGAUGUCAAUUAGCUUUCCCACCGUUUACCUUUACAGCACCGAAGUAUUUCCGACUGUCGUUAGAAACGUGGGACUCGGUUUGGCCAGCGUUUCCUCUAGGAUAGGCAGCAUGGUUGCUCCAUUCAUCGCGACUAUGGAUACCGUUCAGCCCUGGUUGCCUCCCUUGUUAUUCGGCAUAGGGCCGUUGAUCGCGGCAGUAUUGUGCUUAUUUUUGCCGGAAACUAUGGGUUGCGAAUUGCCGGAAACUAUCGAGGACGGUGAAAAAUUUGGCAAACGUUUUUCAGGAAGGAAAGAUUCUCUGUGUCGAGAAAUACGCAAGCAGUCGAUUCGGAGUUACACCUCGUGAGAUAGUGAAGAAUUUCUCUUGUUUUUCCAUUUU